AUGGCUGCUCUCAACUAUAAAACUGACGACAGCAGCGGCAUGGUACUGUUGUCGGGAAACUCUCACCCCGAGCUCUCACGUCUUGUCUCGGAUCGUCUCGGUAUUCGACUAGGCGAAGUGAUCGUCUACAAUAAGACAAAUCGAGAAACCUCGGUGGAUAUUAAACAGUCAGUACGUGGAAAACAUGUUUUUAUACUGCAAAGUGGAUCGAAGAAUGUAAAUAAUGACGUCAUGGAGUUGCUGAUCCUUAUCUACGCAUGCAAGACGUCAAUGUCGAAGACGAUCACUGUAGUGAUGCCGUACCUGCCGUAUUCGAAGCAGUGUCGAAUGCUUCGUCGGUCGUCGAUUCCGAUGAGACUCAUUGCUGAAAUGAUCUGUCGUGCCGGUGCAUCGCGUUUGGUGUCGUUGGAUCUCUACAAGAAAGAAAUACAAGGAUUUUUCUCCAUUCCUGUAGAUAAUCUUCGUGCAUCACCGUUCCUUCUUCAGUACAUUAAGGAAUAUAUCCCUGAUUAUAAAAACGCGAUAAUUGUUGCAAAGUCUCCAGGUGUGAUGAACAAGGCCACUUCAUAUGCAGAUCGACUUCGACUCGGUGUUGCGGUGAUUCACGGCGAACAGAAGGAUUCCGAAGAGUCCGGUCUGGAAGACGGACGACAAAGCCCUCCACCUAAUUAUGCGCCAUUCGAAUUAUUUCCCUCUCAAGAACCUAAGCAGAAGCCUCCGUUAACCGUAGUUGGAGAUGUUGGUGGACGAAUUGCCAUAAUGGUGGAUGACAUUAUCGAUGAUGCGCAGUCAUUUGUAGCCGCUGCUGAGGUGCUGAAAACUCGUGGUGCUUACAAGAUUUACGUCAUAGCCACUCACGGUGUGUUGAGUUCUGAUGCUCCGGCACUUCUCGAGGCGUCGCCAAUUACUAAGGUUAUCGUCACAAACACUGUUCCUCAUGAAGUCCAGAAAAUGCGCUGUCACAAGAUUAAGACGGUCGACAUUUCGUUGAUGUUGUGUGAGGCAGUUCGUCGUAUCUACCAUAAUGAAUCUAUGGGUCAACUCUUUCGAGACAUUACACUGGAUGACUAG
Angiostrongylus costaricensis is the source of this 1071-nucleotide messenger RNA. NCBI's taxonomy places the organism in Eukaryota, Metazoa, Nematoda, Chromadorea, Rhabditida, Metastrongylidae. The record is from the annotation of a GenBank genome assembly.